GGCUCCAGCAAAUGCAUCCCAUCCCCACCCUCGCAGGAAACAAUCACAAGACCACUUGAGCGCCCUCCUCCUUCUCCUCCUCUUCCUCUCUCUAUCCUCCAAAAUAGCAGCAUCUCCGCGCGCGACGUGGUGAGAGAGCCUCGCUUCCUCACCCAGACGGAACAGUGAGCAGGCGGGGGGGGGGUAACAUGUGAAAACACUCCGUGUUUUUAUCUUUUUAUCUGAAAACCUCUCUCCCUCUUUGGGUGUGAUGGAAACGCACGCGCUGUGUUAGCUGCUCGUCAGACGCUCACCAGCACCUCACACAUCCACUCGUGACGGAUCCGUCCUCUUCUCCUGCUCAAGAUUCCGCAGCUGAAAAGACGGCGCGGGCCCUCAGCCGCAACCUCCCGCUUCCAAUUUUGUCUUUUUAUGCAAAGAAAACAAGAAAUCUGUUGGAUUUAAGCACGUUUUUACAAUGACAGCCACGAAGGAGCAGCCGAACCAGAGACCGAACCAACCGCAGCAGGAUGAGGACCUGGGUGGAGUCAGUCCUCCUCAGAGGAACUGGAAGGGGAUUGCUAUUGCUCUGCUGGUCAUCCUGGUGGUCUGUUCCCUCAUCACCAUGUCCGUCAUCCUCCUUACACCAGCUGACAACCAAGCUGGAAGCAACACUAAACUGACUGUAGAGGAUUUGUUCAAACCCGAGUUCAAAGUCCACGACCCAGAGGCCAAAUGGAUCAGCGACUCUGAAGUCAUCUAUAAGAACAGCGAGGGCCAUGUCAUCAGAUUCAACAUGCUCUUAAACAAAACAGAUGUUGUCCUGACAAACACAACCUUUGUUAAUUUCAACGUGGCCAAGUACUCCGUGUCACCGGACCUGAAAUAUGUUCUCUUCGCAUACGACGUGAAGCAGGUUUACCGCCACUCCUUCAUGGCCUCCUACAGCAUCUACAACAUCCACACACGGGAGGUUUGGGAGCUGGACCCUCCUGAGGUGGUGAACUCUGUUCUGCAGUACGCUGCCUGGGGAGUACAAGGCCAACAACUGAUCUACAUAUUUGAAAAUAACAUCUACUACCAAUCUGAUGUGAAGAGUAACUCCCUGAGGCUAACAUCUUCAGGGAAGGAAGGGGUCAUCUUUAAUGGGAUUGCUGACUGGCUUUAUGAAGAGGAGAUCCUGCAGACCCAUGUGGCUCACUGGUGGUCCCCAGAUGGAGAGAGGUUGGCCUUCCUCGUCCUCAAUGACACCCUGGUGCCAAACAUGGUUUUACCUCGAUUCACGGGCAUGACAUACCCUAAAGGGAAGCAGUAUCCCUAUCCCAAGGCCGGCCAAGCCAACCCAACGGUGAAGCUCUACGUUGUCAACCUAUAUGGACCAACCCACACCCUGGAGCUCAUGCCUCCAGACACGCUGAAACUACGGGAGCAUUAUGUAACCAUGGUGAAGUGGAUCAGUAAGACCAGGACAGCAGUGAGGUGGCUGAACCGGGCCCAGAACAUCUCCAUCCUGACUGUGUGUGACACCACCACCGGAGCCUGUGUCACGAGACAUGAAGAAAGCUCCGAGCUCUGGCUUUCCAAGCAGAACCAACAGCCUGUGUUCUCUAAAGAUGGCGCCAGAUUCUUCCUGACUGUCCCAGUAAAACAAGGAGGGCGUGGAGAGUUCCAUCACAUCGCCAUGUACACAACACAGUUCAGAGCAGAUCAGAGUGAAGUCCGACAUCUGACAUCGGGGAACUGGGAGGUGACAAAGAUCCUGGUCUACGAUGAGAACACCGAUGAUCUUUAUUUUCUCAGCACCGAAGGCUCACCGCGGAGACGGCAGCUGUUCAGUGUGAAAACCGUGGGUCUGUUUCCUCGCCGCUGUUUAACCUGCGAGCUGAAUAAAGCUCACUGUCUGUACCUCCACGCUGCUUUCAGCCCCACGAACCAGCACGUCAUCCUGCACUGUAAAGGUCCAGGAGCUCCGACUGUAAUCCUACACAGUCUCAAUAAUUCAAAUUACUACAUCAUCGAGAGCAACUCUUUGCUGAAAGCAGCUUUGAAGUACAAAAGGAUCCAGCUGACUGACUUCAGAACUGUUCCCAUGGAGCAUUUUGAUUUACCUCUGAAGAUAUCUUACCCCCCAGACUUCUCAGACUCCCGUCAUUACGGACUGCUGCUGCUGGUAGAUAGCGCCCCUGGUGGUCAGGCUGUGAAUGACCGUUUCUUUCUGGGCUGGGAGUCUGUCCUGGUCAGUUCUGACAGCGUCAUCGUGGCCCGUCUGGAUGGUCGUGGCAGCGGCUUCCAGGGUCAGAGGAUCCUGCAUGAGGUUCACCAAAGACUGGGAACUGUUGAUGUCCAGGACCAGAUUGCAGCAGUGGAAUACAUGCUGAAAUUCUCAUAUAUUGAUCGGACACGGAUAGCGGUGUUUGGAAAGGGUUAUGGAGGCUACCUAACACUGAUGAUGCUCAAGUCUACCGACAGCUUGUUUAAAUGUGCAUGUGUCAUGACACCAGUAACAGACUGGAAGCUCUACGCGUCGGCCAUCUCUGAGCGAUACCUGGGCAUGCCGCUGCGGGAUGACAACAGAUAUCAGUUUUCCAGUUUGCUGCAGAACGUUCAGGCUCUUCGGGAGCAGACACUGAUGCUGGUGCACGGCACAGCAGAUGCCAACAUUCACUUCCAGCACACUGCUGAGCUCGUCAAGAACCUUGUGAAAGUUGGAGCGAACUAUUCUAUGCAGAUCUUCCCAGAUGAAGGCCACUUCCUGUCCAGGUCCAGCCUCCAGCACCUCUACGCCACUCUGACCAGCUUCUACAGGGAGUGUCUGAAGGAGGAGCUGCUCCCGCUGCCCGAGGAAGAGGAGGAAGAGGAGGAGUAAGCAUGAUGCUUUGAGGGUCAGCCCCUUGGCCAAGAUGAAAGACCCGAGUAGAAUCCGUGAAGGCGUGUAGCUUGUGGAGCCCGACAUGGAUGUGGGGAACAGCUGUGUGAUUGUUAAUGUGUGUGACAGCAUCGUGUGAGUGUGUACGUAGAUGUAAAUGUACCGAGACCACAACCGAAGGACACAAAGACACUGGCAGAGACUGCAAGCCAGAGCUGCCUCCUAUCAUUAAUCCACGUUAGUUUUGGGACGUCGGUUUCUCUGCAGAGCACACAGAAGACUGCUUCCUCCCUCACCGGCUCCCUGGACUGCAGCCAUCCUCACCAUAACCACGUGCAUGGUCCCCCCACCCCACCCACCUUCUCAUGUCCGGCUAGCACUCGGGACACGCCACCACAGAUUUAUGAUCUCACCUUUUCUAUGGUUGUAUCAUAUGGAAAUGCUUCAGUCUUGAGUCACCCCAGACCACCACAAACCACGCCCCCAUCAUCACAAACCACGCCCCCACCCUCUCCCCAGCUACAUAUCAGCAGGCUUUACAUUCUCGCAUGACUGAGUCCAGUAGAUAUGUAGAAGGCCUUAUGGGGUGGGACAUCCUGUAGUAUUCCUAGCUAGCUUAGCUCGGUCACAUUAAGCUCAGGCCCUGCAGUCCGAUUAGAAACUCUUCAACAUGUCGGCUCACAAAUAAAUUAGGAGUUCAGGAUUAAGAUUAUGGAGUUUGGCAAUAGAGUAGUAAUUUCAGUUUUUAAGCCUCACUGCAAAAGUUCUCCAUCUUAAGACGUCAUUUCAGCACGAUCAUGAUGAAGGCGACGAAACCUCUGAGAGGACAUGAUUCUCCCACAUCGCUUGUUCUUCGGAUGCUGAGAAGGAAAUGAAAAUGAAUCUAAGAUGGACAUUUUUCCAGUGUGAGUAAGGUUUUUGCAUGUCUACUACAGGGAAUGCGUCCCUAUUUUGUACAGUACGAUGCCUACAGCAGAGCGUGUAUAUAAAUCUAUUUUUAAGAUGUCUGAUCUCACAGGAAGUUCAGUCUGUGGAUGGACUGAUCUGACCUGUUCUGUUUCUGUUGUUUUCUGUCUUUUCUUUCCACUGUUUGGUUUUCCCUCUCUGGAGGGAUUUUGUAAAGCUUGUUCUUGUUUUGGGGGGAGGUUGGGUCCAGAUCUGGGUUGCUGUGAUUGUCUUCUAGUGAUGAUUAUAAAUAAAUAAAUAAACCUAUGAAAAACUGGAUUAUGCUGACACAUGGAGCACAAACCCAAACAACCACAGCUGUUUGUAAGACUGUUUCAGUCCACUUUCACCAAAUUAAAAUAAUAUUGGAUUUC
Melanotaenia boesemani (Boeseman's rainbowfish) is the source of this 4164-nucleotide messenger RNA. Its product is annotated as inactive dipeptidyl peptidase 10-like. The transcript has 26 exons. Gene Ontology annotation, molecular function: dipeptidyl-peptidase activity; serine-type peptidase activity. NCBI's taxonomy places the organism in Eukaryota, Metazoa, Chordata, Actinopteri, Atheriniformes, Melanotaeniidae. Bases 458 to 2845 code for a protein of 795 amino acids. Gene Ontology annotation, biological process: proteolysis. The record is from RefSeq and is a predicted model, not a curated record.